This is a messenger RNA of Morone saxatilis (striped sea-bass), 1343 nucleotides long. RefSeq names its product neuronal acetylcholine receptor subunit non-alpha-2-like. Gene Ontology annotation, molecular function: transmembrane signaling receptor activity; acetylcholine-gated monoatomic cation-selective channel activity. The transcript is spliced from 6 exons. The coding region runs from base 7 to 1332 and encodes 441 amino acids. NCBI's taxonomy places the organism in Eukaryota, Metazoa, Chordata, Actinopteri, Moronidae. Gene Ontology annotation, biological process: monoatomic ion transmembrane transport; chemical synaptic transmission; nervous system process. Gene Ontology annotation, cellular component: neuron projection; postsynaptic membrane; synapse. The record is from RefSeq and is a predicted model, not a curated record.
GCGGAGAUGGAGGACGCACUGCUGAGAAACCUUUUCCAAGGCUACCAGCGCUGGGUCAGGCCCAUCCAGCACGCCAACGACACUAUUAAAGUACGCUUCGGACUCAAGAUCUCGCAGCUGGUUGAUGUGGAUGAGAAGAACCAGCUAAUGACAACUAACGUUUGGUUGUGUCAGGAGUGGAUCGAUUACAAGCUACGAUGGAAUCCAGAGAAAUACGGAGGAAUCACUUCUAUCAGAGUUCCUUCUGAAAAUAUCUGGCUCCCAGACAUCGUCCUCUAUGAGAAUGCUGAUGGGCGGUUUGAGGGCUCCCUGAUGACCAAAGCCAUUGUCAGGUACAAUGGUGCCAUCACCUGGACGCCACCUGCGAGUUACAAAUCCGCCUGCACCAUGGACGUCACCUUCUUCCCCUUUGAUCGCCAGAACUGCACCAUGAAGUUUGGCUCCUGGACAUACGAUGGCAACAUGGUGGACUUGAUUCUGAUAGAUAAACAAGUAGAUCGGAAGGACUUCUUCGACAAUGGAGAGUGGGAGAUCCUCAGUGCCACUGGUGCCAGAGGGAACAGGAAGGACGGCAUGUACUCGUACCCGUUCAUCACGUACUCCUUCAUUCUGAAGAGGUUGCCAUUGUUCUACACCCUCUUCCUCAUCAUCCCUUGUUUGGGUUUGUCCUUCCUGACUGUGCUGGUGUUUUACCUUCCCUCAGAUGAAGGAGAGAAGCUGUCACUCUCUACCUCUGUCCUAGUGUCACUCACUGUGUUCCUCCUGGUCAUAGAAGAAAUCAUCCCCUCCUCCUCCAAGGUGAUCCCGCUCAUUGGAGAGUACUUGCUGUUCAUCAUGAUCUUUGUCACACUCUCAAUCAUCGUCACCGUCUUUGUCAUCAACGUGCACCAUCGCUCUUCAGCCACCUAUCACCCCAUGUCGCCGUGGGUUCGUAAUCUCUUCCUGCAGAAACUGCCGAGGUUGCUCUGCAUGCGUGGGCACACCGACCGCUACCACUACCCAGAGCUGGCUCCUGAAAGCCCUGAGCUGAAGCCUCGCUCUGGAGCUCGGAGAGGAGCCCACAGGGCAAACAGCGGGGACGAGGUCUGGGAGACCAUGUUGGAUAAGGCUAUCUACUCAGUGCGCUACAUCAGCAGACAUAUCCGCAAGGAACACUUUAUCCGUGAGGUGGUACAAGACUGGAAGUUUGUGGCCCAGGUCCUAGACAGGAUCUUCCUGUGGGCUUUUCUCACCGUCUCAGUACUGGGCACUAUCCUCAUCUUCACUCCUGCUCUGCGGAAAUUUAUGAAAGUCCUACCUCCAGCUGGAAGUGAGGAUCCACCUUCAAACUAGUAGCAAUAACA